Molecule: messenger RNA, 1242 nt
Organism: Symbiodinium sp. CCMP2456
Lineage: Eukaryota; Dinophyceae; Suessiales; Symbiodiniaceae
Source: the annotation of a GenBank genome assembly
AUGUCAGUCGUCGUGAUGCUCCAGCGCCCCGGCAGUGGGCAGAGGCCUUCCCGAGCGGAGCUCACCGCGAUUGGCCUCACCCCUGCACAGGCAGACCAGGAGCUUGUCAGACAAAGUGAGCUGGAGGUCGUUUAUGCAAGCAUCACUCGUUGGAUGAUGCUCUUUGGAUGUAUCAUUUGUGCUUUGCUACCCGUGAGCCUCGUCCUGUUCUCGUACUUGAUAUACAGCUUUGCCCAAGAAUCGUGGAAGGACUGCGACGUGCCGCUGCGUGUGUGGUUCUAUGUGGCGAUGUUCAACAUCGCCUACCACAUCAACCUGGGCGGCAGAUCGCUUCAUCGACAGGUGAUCAGGAGCGUGUGCAGAUACCAGGCGCCCGAGCAGAGCCUGGAGAUUCCUCCGGCGCGUGUGAGGUUCUAUCACUGGCUCACGACUAUUUUUGUGUUCUCGUGGCACUGCAUUGGCCUGCACUGGACCCGCAUCAGCCUUUCGUGCCAUGAGACAGCUCCCAACAUGUUCAUGGCCACCUACCUUUUUGCCGCAUUCAAUGUCUUUUUCACGAUAUUCACAGUGGUCUCGACCUACGGGUUGCAACACAUGUUAGCUUCCCUGCUCCGUCGAGGUCUCCUUCCAUCUUCCAUGGUUUCCGACCGUGCAGCACCCGAGGGCACGAUCGAACUUCAGCAGACUGUGAUCUUCGACCCACAGGAGUUCGGAGAUGCACUGCAGUGUCCGGUCUGCAUGGAGGACUUCAACAAGGAACACAAGAUCAAGAAGACUGUAUGUGGGCAUUAUUUCCACGAGAGUUGCUUGGUCCACUGGCUGAAAGUCAACAGAAAUUGCCCUCUGUGUCGCAGGGACCUGGCCACAAGCCUGGAGAGUGGCAACUCUGACUCGGAAGAGGACAACUCUGCAGCAGUCAGUCCGGAACGGAUUGGCGCCACGGGAGCUGCUGGAAAUGCUGAGGUGUCUAAUCCCGGCACCGAUCCAGAGGCAGCGCUGGCCGUGGUCCCCACGCCGCCGGGUGAGGCCUGCUCCUCAGCUCCCCUUUUUUGUCCCCUCACUCUUCUCACAUCUUCUCACUUUCAACUGCCAUGUGCAGCUUCCAGACUUAGUAAACCUGAAGCUGGCGACAUGCGACGCAUUUCGGAAGCUUUCAGGGCGUCGUGGCCUUCGAAGAAGCACCGCAAAGCAAUGAGGCCUUGUCGGCUAUUCGCCUGCUUCAGUUCAAUGCUUCAAGCUUGA